Messenger RNA from Notolabrus celidotus (New Zealand spotty), 7086 nucleotides. It is a transcript of the gene zbtb22b, whose product is annotated as zinc finger and BTB domain containing 22b. The coding region runs from base 184 to 2544 and encodes 786 amino acids. The record is from RefSeq and is a predicted model, not a curated record. Lineage: Eukaryota; Metazoa; Chordata; Actinopteri; Labriformes; Labridae. Gene Ontology annotation, molecular function: RNA polymerase II cis-regulatory region sequence-specific DNA binding; protein binding; DNA-binding transcription factor activity, RNA polymerase II-specific. The transcript is spliced from 5 exons. Gene Ontology annotation, biological process: regulation of transcription by RNA polymerase II.
GUCUGUCUGGAAUCCUCUUAAAGGGGACGCGUCUCUGUCUGCCGCUGCAGGAGAGAUCAGAUGGGAGGAACAUCUUGGGAAAAUGCUUCUCAAACUUCAGAGCCUGAACGAACCGGCAGGACACCCAGCCUGCAGCUCGGUCCCAGACUGCUCUGUUGAAGGCUGCAGGGUCAACUAAACACGAUGCAGUCCCUGCCCAUGGAAGUGGGAAGCAGCAGCAGCAGCUCAGCCCCCGGCGACACAUCCAGCUCGGUGGUGCAGGUGAGCUUCCCUGGAUCUCAGGCCUCGGUCCUGGACAGUCUGAACCGGCAGAGAGAAGAAGGCCGGCUCUGUGAUCUCUCCAUCCACGUCCAGGGACAAGUGUUCAAAGCCCACCGCUGCGUACUGGCCGCCUCCUCACCCUAUUUUCAUGACCAGGUACUACUGAAGAACAUGUCUACAGUCUCCAUCCCGGCUGUAAUGGAUCCAUUGGCGUUUGAGAGCGUGCUGAGCUGCGCCUACACUGGUCAGCUCCGGAUGCUGCGCGAGGACAUCGUCAACUACCUCACAGUGGGCAGCGUUCUGCAGAUGUGGCACAUCGUGGACAAAUGCACUGAGCUGCUGAGGGAGGGCCGGGCAGGAGCGGGUAGCAGUGGAGGAGGCAGCAUGCCGGACGGAGCGGGCACCAGAGGAGGUGGAGGGUCAGCUAACCUCGGGUGUAGCAGCAGCAACGGUGAUGGUGAUGUAGGUGGUGAUGAUGGAGCCGGUAGCAAUGGUGGGGUUGGUGUCGGUCAAGCCAAGGUGGUUGGGUCCAACGAGCCCCAGCGUGCCUCCCAACCUCCCAGCCGGCCGUCAGUGAGCGAGAGUCAGUCUCCCAGCAGCACCAACUACUUCAGCCCCAGGGACGGGAGCAGCUUCGGAGGGAGCGGUGCAGCUGCAGCGAGCGCUUCGGUGGACGGAGGCGGAGCCAGCAACACCCCCAGCUACUGCACCCCUUCUGGAGGAGAGGAAGGAUUUCUCAUUGAGGAGGAGGAGGAGGAAGUAGAGGAGGAAGAGGAGGAGGUGUUGUACCACCAGAGGAAGAGAGUAAGAAGGGGAGGAGGAAGUGGAAGGAGGAAGAAAACGAGCUCAGUGUCAGAGCAGGAAGUCGGGGUCAGCGAUAGCUUCGGUGUGUCGUCCUAUCAGGAUGGGGAGGAACCAGCACUGAUAACACAGAAGCGUCCGACCUACAGCCAGCCCAGCAUCAUGCCUCGUAAACAGUGGGUGGUCGUGAAAACCGAGCGAAUGGAGGACGACGACCUCAUCGUAGUGUCCGGGGAAGAGGGAGGAGAAGACGAGGAGGAUGAAGAUGAGAGGGAGAUGGAGCUGGUCCGAGAGAGGGAAAGAAGUGACUUCAACAUCUCCAACGUAAGGAGCCUUUCAGCCGAGCUGGGGGGCCGAGCAGAGAGUGACAUGGACUCACAGGUGGACUACUGCCACUCUUCAGAAGACUACCUCAAGUUCGAAGGCAGUUUAAUGGACCAGACUUUAGCUCAGCACCUUCAUGAGAGUGCAGCAGGUCAGAGCCAGAGCACCAACCGGGCUGUUUCUGCACUGCUGGGUCAGGUUCAGUCUGCAGCCUCGGCCCGGGCUCAGCUCUUCCCCCUGGACAUGCAGGGCAACCAGAUCCUCCUCUACAGCCAGUCCUCAGGUCUCUCUCUGGACACAGGUGCUCCUCCCCUGGGGCUGGCAGGGAGUAUGAUGGGAGGGGCUUCUUUCAAAGGACCCGGUCUGGAGCAUGGUGCAGUGCACCUGUCGGUGCAGGGAGGAUUAGGAGUUGAUAGCUUGGACGGUGGGGGGGUCGGCGGCGGAGGCGGGAAUGGGGGCAGUGCCAGCAGCACGGGGGGUUCAGGGAAAGUGUUCAUGUGCCACUGUGGGAAGACCUUCACUCACAAGAGCAUGAGGGACCGCCACAUCAACAUGCACCUGGACCUGCGGCCCUUCCACUGCCCCGUCUGUGCCAAGAAGUUCAAGAUGAAGCAUCACCUCACUGAGCACAUGAAGACGCACACGGGCCUCAAGCCGUACGACUGCCUCGGCUGCGGCAAGAAGUUCAUGUGGCGCGACAGCUUCAUGAGGCACCGCUCACAUUGCGAGAGGCGCAGCGGGCUGGGAGAGAGCAGCGAAGGGGGGAGCAGCGUUGAGGGAGGGAGGAGAGGAGGAGGUGGAGGUGAAGACGGGCCAGAUUUGAUGUCCUCACCUCACCUCCUCCUGUCUGCAGGUGAGGGGGGGCAGGGAGGUAUCCUGGGAGGAGGAAGAGGAGGAGUGUCUGUUACCUCUCCACAUCUCUCGGGCUCUGUUCUGUCGCCACAGCACGGCGGCCUCUCAGUCACGGGGAGCAGCAACAGUAUGAGCAACAGCAGCAGUGCUGCUCUGAGUAACAACAUGGCUGCUGCAGGGGCACUUCUUGGGGUUGUUUCGAGUCCAGGUCAGGGGUCAGGGAUGUUUGGUGGUCUGGGGUUGGGUCGAAGUGUGUGUGAUGAAAAUGUGUGUGAGGUAAGUGCCAACGAUAGUAGCGUGACUUAAACCAAAAGUGCAUGUUAUGUCCAGCGGGUGCCUGUCGAGUGUCUGGUUCCUGCGGCUGAUUUCACUGAAUCGUACACUUAGAAUAAGUGAAGCACUUUUAACUGCCAAUGUUCACAUCAGCAGUGAUGUUGCAGACCCGUAUCAAGUCUUGCAACACUAUCAUUGGACACACAACCUGAAGAACCUGUAAGUGUCUAUAAAAAGUUGCCGUUUUAAGAUUCCUCAGUUGACUGUUGUGACGUGAAGUUUCCAAUAGUGGUCGUUUUGAUGCCAUCUUUAAUUAUCCUCCAAUCCUCGCACCACAAAGACUUUGGGAAACUUGACUCAAAAAGUGGCCUCAGUAAAAAUGGACCUGUACUCUCAGUGUUUUUAAAAACCAGAGUUGUUGUAAAAUUCAGUUUUUUUAAAAGUUCAGUGUAAGAAAGCUGUUUAUAUUGAGAGGAAACCAAAAAUGAGAGGAGCGCGCUUCACUACGUCUUACCUUCGUUCUAAUGAGUAGAGUAGAAAAAGGCUGUUCUAAAUUGCUGUGAUUUCUCUGGUAUUGUAUUGUGAUGUAUUGUUAUCACAAGAUUUAAAUGAUCUAAACUGCGAGUGAAAGAUGUUCUUCACACAUAAUCCAUAAUCCAGUGUUUGAAAAUAAGAAGCUAAAGUUGCAGAGUUGUGUUUAUUUUCUUGAUAGCAGCAGUGAAACAUCCUCUCCUGUAUUUCAGACAAACUCAGCACUGCCGUGAUGAUUUACAGGAUCAAUUAUUUCUCCUCUUCAUGAAGGAACCAGAUAAAUCCAGACGGAGAUUCUUACCAGACACUAAAAGUUCAACUUAUAGCGUUUGGUGAACUCCAGACUCACUUCGAUUAGUUUGUGGAUUGUUUUUAAAGAGGCAAAAAUGAACUAUGAAGUCUCUUGUCCAGUAUGCUCCCUCCUUUUAUAGACAUAAACUCUACCUUUAACCUUUUGAACCUCUCUGGAUCUUUAAAGCAGGAGGCGACUCAUCCUCCUCAGCCUCUGUUGGGUACAGUUUUGCUGCUUUCCUUUCCUCGUUGUGCACAGAGUUCUCGUGCUUUGAGAAGUAUAUUAUUAUUAUUAUUAUUAUUCCUGUAAAUACACAGAGAUAGUUGUUGUUUACUCAGUAGACCUUAAACUCAUACUAACUUGUUGUACUGACGCACUUGCUGCCAUCUGAUCUGCUUUAAUCAGCUGUAGAGAAGGAGUUCUGCAGGUUGACCAGAUAGAGUGUCUCUUUAAAUGUCUUAUUCAGUGGAACGUGUGGAAGCCAAGGAGUGGUAAACAGUGAUCUUAUUAAAGCUCAAUGGUGCAAAGUGUGCUAACAAGCAAACCUCUUCAGAGCCGUCACGCCCCACUUUAAGGCGGCCUUGUGGGGCCAGCAACAAUCCACUACAUUACCCAACACAGAAAACACCUUAAAGGCUGAAAACAGUGGGGUUCAUUAAGACAGAGAACUAAAGCAUUAAACACAAAUUAACUAAAGGCUAGGUCAACAGGAGUGUAAAACCCCCUGACUGAGAGACUUAAAACUGUUGUCCCCUCUCCUAACACCUCUGUCUUCUGCAUGGAUUUCACCUGUGGGGUGACCGACGACACACAGGGAGAACAUGCAGCAGUAUCAGAUGUUAAUCUAAAACAAGCUAUGAAUGCUUAUUUAGAGAAAACCUCACUUUCCAGUUUCUGUUUUACACAGAAAUGUCAUUUAUUUAUUUUACCUUUCUUAAAAAUAAACUGAUAAACUUAAUUCAUUUACUUAUUUGAAUUUUUUGCACAGGUGGAUUUUUGUUACUGUGAUAAUUUCAGAAGCAUUCUUACGAGUAAAAACGUCCUGACCUCCAUGAGAUGUUGGUUUUAACUUUGUCCCGUCAGAGGUGUGCAGCUGUCCCCUCACUAUUCAUGUUUGUAAACAGUGGAUUGGAUCGUUCUGGAUCUUCUCCCCACACUUUGUGUCUCUCUUCAGCUGUCCUCUUUAAUAAAGGCGAAGGAGCACCAAAAAUUGUCUUUAAAGAAAAGAUCAGUUUGAUUGAAAUGUAAGCUUCUUGAAAAGUCUGAUAAAGAUGGUAGAGGUAGAAAUGCUUGUAAGCAGAGUCGUAAGGGUAGCAAGAUUAGUUGCAGUGUACUACCUCACCACUAGAUGUCAGUACAUCUUACAAACUGUCUUUAUUCAAAGGAAGUUGGGUUUCUUUUUGGAUUAGAUCAACAAAUCCUAAAAUAUUAUUCACCUAAAAACCUUACAUUGACAUUUUAACCAUGAAAUUAGAUUUCUGCGACCGAAAUCUUUUACCAAUUGUAACGAUUCAAAACAAAUUAAAAUUCAAACUAUGGUGCAAUCAAGGGAGUCAUAAUCUGUGAUAACUAAGCUGCCUUUUAUCUUUGUUUUAAUCCGUGUUUGAGAGGCCUGAAGGAGGUGUGCCCCCUUGUGGUCACUGUCGGCACUGUGAUUCAAAGAAAGUGUAAAACCAUUUAUGACGCUGUAGAUUUGUGUCUUAUUUUUUAUUCCUCUGUCUAGUGUAUCGAAUCAAACUGUGUAAAAGAAACAUACAUCAGUGUGCCAGUAUACCCUCAGACCAGGACAGUCAGUGGUGGAAGAACUAUAACACAUGACCUCGUAAACAUUUUGCAUGCCUUUUAGAGAUUUACCGGGGAACAAGAUGUCGGAGCUGAAUGUUUUUACCUUCCGUGAAGGCUGGGUUUGGAUAUUUUUAUACGCUGGUUUGGGGCUCAGAGUUUUUAAAGGACUGUUGAAUAUGUUCAGUUAGCUGUGAAGUGAGACCUCAAGUUUUACCUCAGACUCUGCCAACAUGUUUUUUUAUUUCUUUGUCUUCUGUAGUUUUGGUUUCAUGCUUCUUCCUGUUUGUUUAUCACAUCUGAAAAGCUGCAGAGCAAAAGCAGAUGAUUGUAAGAGCGAGAUGUGUGUGAAAUGUUUAAAUGUUCUUCUAAUCUAAGUGUAAACACGGUAGAAAAACUGGGUUGAGCACAUUUAUUUCUGUGGUUAUGAUCCUCAACAGAGAGAAAACAUGAAGAGACAGAGAUUUGACAACAGUUUUCAUUUAUGUCUAUUUCUAUAGUCCUCCUCCAGUCAGUCACAGCCCUGAAGUUUGAUCCUGUUGUGCUCUUCUACACUAUCUCCUUAUGUCAGAUCUGACCUUUUCAUGUUUUAUAAAUAUACUGAGGAAGGUUUCACUGAGUCCCACAACUGAGUAAAAGUUGAAUUAAGAUGUGCAAAUGUUCACUGCAAGCAUGUGUGAUUUGUAAUGAUCACAUUUCCCUAAAUAAUCAAUAAAACCAUUAUAUUUCAUAUUCACAUUUUUAUGCACUGGACCUUUUAAACUUCUGGAGAAUUUAAAAAAAUCGAUAUAAGGCUGUUGUAAUUUACUGCUUUGCUAUCUUCAAGUGUUAACAAUGUCCUAAAUUAGGUAAAUUAGGAGGUGUCUGUUAAAGCUCCUGUGAGGAACUCUCAGUUUGUGAUGAUUUUGGCCCCCAAAAUAUAUAUAUUAUACAACAUCCAUCCAUCCAUCCAUUAUCUUGACCGCUCAUCCCGUUAGGGGUCACGGGGGGCUGGAGCCUAUCCCAGCUGGCUUCGGGCGGAAGGCAGGGUACACCCUGGACAGGUCGCCAACCUAUCACAGGGCUAACACAGAGAGACAGACAACCAUUCACGCACACACUCACACCUACGGGCAAUUUAGAGUGAUCAAUCAACCUGAGCAUGUAUUUGGAUUGUGGGAGGAAGCCGGAGUACCCGGAGAGAACCCACGCAUGCACAAGGAGAACAUGCAAACUCCACACAGAAAGGCACCCGCCCAGCUGGGGAUUUGAACCAGGAACCUUCUAACUGUGAGGCAACAGCGCUAUCCACUGCACCACCGUGCAGCCCAUAUUAUACAACAUAUACAUGCAAAAGAAGUAAAUCUCUUUUUGACAACAAACGUCUCAAACACUUUAAAUUCUUGCUUUAGAAAAUGUAAAUAAAGACUGUUUCAGCAAUCUGACACCUACCCCUCGGCAGCAUUUUAAAAAGCUACAAAGAAAGAAUCAGUCUUCACGUGGAUGAUCUGAAUCCUUUUUCAUAACCACACAAAAACUCUUCACAGGAGCUUUAAUGUUUUUAAAAUAAGAAGUUAAUAUGAUGCACCCAACACUGUCCAAUACUAAGAUUAGUAUUCAUUCAUCUCUUUCCCCUUCAUUAGAAAUCUUGUAUCAUCACAAUGGGUUGUUUGAACGAGUGAUAGAAGAGCUCAACAUUCCUGUUUCUCGUAUAAAGAAUAAUGUGAAGAUGGAGGGAGCAAAGUUUAGAGCUAAAGCUGCUGCUGGAAACUAGAGUGAAGUAUUUUGUAUUAUUUUUGUACAUCCCUCAAAUGUUAAACUUCUUUCAUGUCCUCUGAAUGACCAGCUGAUUGUUGAACAGAAAGGGACAGUUGUUAAUAGAGAUGAUAUGUAAAUCCUGAGUGGUUAUAAUAGUGUAAUACACUACAGUACAUCAAUAUUCACCUCUGCCCUGUAUCAAAAUAACACAUCAAUAAAUUAUUUGGUGAGAA